UACAAAUGAGAUUGGCGUUAACCGUACAUUCUCUACAUUGUCAUUCUUUUCAGCGUGGUGCUUGUCCUUUGUGAAUUUAACUUAGUGGUUUCCUUGGAAGGUUAACAGUGCGAAAGAGUUACAACGGUAAUUUCUAAUCAUGGGAACAUUGCAGGAAAUAUGCUCUGGUCUACCGUUGGAUACUUUGCCUGCGCCUCGACCUAGGGACGAAUCUUUACCCCAUGCGCCUACAAGAACACCUAGUCUAUUAGUGGAGGAACAACGGGUGGCGUUACAGAAUGCUCUUCGCUACUUCCCUGCCCAAUUUCACGCCGAGUUAGCAUCUGAGUUCGCCGAGGAGCUUCGAGUCUAUGGUCAUAUCUACAUGUACCGAUUCCGACCAACUCUCAACAUGAGAGCUUAUCCCAUAGACCAAUACCCGUCCAAGACACGACAGGCAGCCGCCAUUAUGCACAUGAUAAUGAACAACCUUGACCCUCAUGUGGCACAAUUCCCAGAGGAGCUUGUAACGUACGGUGGAAAUGGACAGGUGUUCUCUAACUGGGCGCAGUUUUUGCUAGUGAUGCACUAUCUAUCUCAGAUGACGGACGAACAAACUUUGGUGAUGUACUCCGGUCAUCCUUUAGGCCUGUUUCCCAGUGCACCGACUGCUCCCAGAGUUGUCAUCACCAACGGAAUGGUAAUCCCAAAUUAUUCAUCUCGGGAUAUGUAUGAAAAGUUGUUUGCUCUUGGUGUCACAAUAUAUGGUCAGAUGACGGCGGGAAGUUACUGUUACAUUGGACCACAAGGCAUUGUCCACGGCACUACGAUCACUGUGCUUAAUGCUGCACGCCGCUAUUUGGGAACAGGGGAUUUGGCUGGAAAGGUGUUUGUGACCUCGGGUCUCGGUGGAAUGAGUGGAGCCCAAGCUAAAGCUUCUGUGAUCUGCGGUUGUAUCGGCGUGGUGGCGGAGGUGAGUAAAGAAGCUUUAGUGAAGCGUCACCGACAAGGCUGGUUAAAGGAAAUCACCGAUAGCCUUGAUGACUGUAUCAGCAUUAUUCGACGAGCUCGUAAGGAUAAGGAAACUCUGAGUCUGGGGUAUCAUGGCAACGUUGUGGAUCUUUGGCAACGAUUGGUCUGUGAAUAUGAUAACACAGGAGAUGUGCUUGUAGAUCUGGGGUCAGAUCAAACAUCCUGUCACAAUCCCUUCUUAGGAGGCUAUUACCCAGUGCAGCUAUCAUAUGAUGAAGCCAGAGAAAUGAUGAAAGCGAAUCCCAUGAAGUUCAAGAACUUGGUUCAAGACAGCCUAAGACGACAUGUGGCAGCGAUUAACAGAUUGGCAGAAGUUGGCUUGUACUUUUGGGAUUACGGGAAUGCAUUUUUAUUGGAAGCUAGCAGAGCGGGCGCUGAUGUGGGAAAAGUGGAUGACAUGCGUGGGACCCGCUUUCGCUAUCCAUCAUACGUUCAAGACAUCAUGGGCGAUAUUUUCUCGCUGGGGUUCGGACCUUUUAGAUGGAUUUGUACUUCCGGAGAUUCCUCAGACUUAGAGACAACUGACAGGAUUGCAGAAAACGUGAUGAACAACAUAAUAGAAAAAGGAGUUCCCGAUUCAACCAGACAGCAAUACACUGACAACAUACGCUGGAUAAAACAAGCUGGCGGUCAUCAAAUGGUUGUUGGGUCACAAGCACGGAUCCUGUAUGCCGAUAUGAACGGGCGAUCGGCAAUUGCAGUUGCUUUUAAUAAAGCCAUAAAAGAUGGGACCAUCAAGGCCCCCGUCGUCAUCAGCAGAGACCAUCAUGAUGUAAGCGGCACCGAUAGUCCCUACAGAGAGACAUCCAAUAUCUAUGACGGUUCGGCAUUUUGUGCAGAUAUGGCAGUGCAAAAUGUGAUUGGUGACAGCUUUAGGGGAGCCACAUGGGUUGCUCUUCACAACGGCGGAGGAGUCGGGUGGGGAGAAGUAAUCAAUGGUGGCUUCGGUCUUGUUCUAGACGGAACUGAGGAGGCGAGCAAGCGGGCUCGAUCUAUGCUUGAUUGGGAUGUUUCUAAUGGGGUUGCCAGACGGUGCUGGGCAGGAAAUCAGAAUGCGAAGGAUAUAAUUUGUGCAGCUAUGUCCUCGAAUCCGAAACUUCAAGUCACCGUUCCACACCACGUGAAUAACGACAGCAUACUGGACAAUGCUCUGCGAGUGUAGAUGUAACUUCUUAUAACAUAAAUUAUGUGGCCAGGUAUUAUCACAUUAAUCUUCUCACCUAUGUUGGAAACUUGUAAAAGUUUCUCUUAUCCUCUUUCGAAGACCAUGUACACAUUUGGCAAUUUUCUGGUUAGAUGAAGUCCCUUUUUCAUUCUGCUUAGUAAACCCUGUAAGACAGUAAUAAAUUUUCAAAUAAAUAAUUGAAGAUUGUCGAAUAAUUGUUAAGAUUGUGUGAUACCAUAAACGUGUGUUCGGAAGCUCUGUAUUUAAAAUCUGAAAAAAUUAAUACCUUGUUAUACCUAACUCAACAUAUCUCUGCUGGUAUUUAUAAUUUUGUACCAUGUUUUCAUAUUAUGUACGUAAACAUCCAUGUGCCAGUUCUGUUAAUAAGUAGCCUUGAUUCUCGAGGAAUUUCGAAAUUUUUUUACACAUGCGUAUCACUGAAUUUCAAAAUAUACAAUCCAUUUUUGUUUUACAAAGUUGCUCUUAAACGUAUAUGUAAAAUCGUGUGUAAUGCAAAAUAACAGAAUAGGGUGUGAUAUUCAAUGUUCCUGAGAAUUGCAACUCAUAUAGUUAUGGCUGUUUCAUGGAUAUUACUAAAAUACGUUUUAAACGGUUAUUUGCGUUUAACUUUGAAUGAUAUCGUAAGCUCUUCUUAACGCCAGACGUAAGCGUCAAACUCGAUGUUUGUACACAGCUUGUUGUCACAGAAUAGAGGGCGUUUCAUGCUUUAGCAUUGUCUAAUGUCAAGAUAUUUCUCGUAUAGUUUCCUGAUUAUUCGUAUAGUUUCCUUUAUUAUAAACAAUUGUCUAUUGUGAAUAAGAAGCAUCGAGCUUUAAAGAAGUUACUUUUGAGGAGUUUCAGAAUAUAAUGUUAUUUAUAUGAAAAAGAUGGGUCGAGCAGACAGGGACAAAGGUUGGAGAUUUCUACAUUUCAGUCACAUGUGGCAAAGUUAGCUUGUAACUUAAAAAAGGCAGACUCUUUAGCCCGGGGACACCCCCGAUAUUAAAGCUUGUGGCCAUCUUAUAAGUGAAAUAUUCUUGAUUACC
This is a messenger RNA of Liolophura sinensis, 3222 nucleotides long. RefSeq names its product urocanate hydratase-like. Gene Ontology annotation, molecular function: urocanate hydratase activity. Gene Ontology annotation, biological process: L-histidine catabolic process. The record is from RefSeq and is a predicted model, not a curated record. The transcript is spliced from 21 exons. The coding region runs from base 140 to 2173 and encodes 677 amino acids. Lineage: Eukaryota; Metazoa; Mollusca; Polyplacophora; Chitonida; Chitonidae.